GUAUACGAGGCACGGGAUGAGGUGAUAGACGGGGGAACCCUCCUCACCCUCUUUCCCAAUGGGCUCAGAGCGCUCACCAGAAUCGACCCUGCCAUUGUGCCCCAGCUGAUUUCCCGUGGAGUACCGGACCCCAUCAGUUUCAACCGCUCUCCAACGGGCGAUAUCCUUUUCCGGUUUGAACCCGCGUCCAGCAUCACUGCCCGCUACGGCUUCCCCAUGCUCUGCAUCCACUGGCAAGAGGUGCUCGAUGUGCUGCGGGGAAUGCUGCCAAACGAUGCCGUUCACAACGGGCACAGGCUCGUGGAGUUUACACAGGGAGAGGAGGAAGAGGGGAGCAGCGCAGUGAAAUGCGUUUUCAAAAAGGUUUCGGGCGGUGAAGAGCAGUUUCUGGAGGUGGAGACCCCGUUGCUGCUGGGGGCAGACGGCAUUCACUCGGAGGCACGGAAGCAUCUGCUGAGUGGGGCAGCAGGCAAGGGAGUGAGUGCGCGGGACAACGGCAGAACCAUCUGGAGGGCCAUCAUUGACAGCAGCCUCUGCCUGCACCCUCUGGUGCAGCCACGUCAGGUAAAUACAAUACUCGGUGUCAACCGUACUGCAACCGCCGCCGACUGUGGAGCAGGCAAACUCUUCUGGGCGUGUACACUCAUUGAUUCCGCCGAUCCGAGGGUCAGCAGCGCACGAUCCAAGGGGGGGGAGGAGGUGCGGGAGAAGAUUCUGCGGGCGUUUGAGGGGUGGGAUGUGGUGGAGCAGGUGGUCAAGGCCACUCCCCCCGACCUCAUCCUUGAACGCCGCGUGCUCGACCUCCCGCCCCUGCCCUUCUGGGUCAAAGGCAGGACGGCUCUCCUGGGAGAUGCGGCGCAUGCAGUGACGCCAGGGCUGGGGCAGGGCGCCAAUCUGGCGUUUGAGGAUGCGGCUUAG
Molecule: messenger RNA, 918 nt
Organism: Closterium sp. NIES-65
Lineage: Eukaryota; Viridiplantae; Streptophyta; Zygnematophyceae; Desmidiales; Closteriaceae
Source: the annotation of a GenBank genome assembly